AUGUCAACGGACCUCGAUCCUGGUUGGGAGAAACAAAAGAGGGAUAAAUUCCCUGUUGUUUUGAAUGCGAAUGACUCCUCGGCAUUGCCUGGUGUUAAAUUUCUGUCAGAUUUGCUGAAGCCAAUUGAUGUCAAGCGCCAAACUGGUUUCAGUGAUAACGAUCUUCCCCAACCUUUCCGUAUGGCGAAAUCUUACGCUCAUGUCCCUCACGAGUUUCUCGCACCGGAUGGCUUCCCAAGCACGGGCAAUUGGCUUAAUCCCGCCUGCCAAUUUGCUGUACUUGGGCCUGAUGGGAUUUUGGGGAAAGGAAGACUUGUGCAAAGGGCUUUGGAUUACUUCCACGAGCAGGGUUAUGAAAAUGUACCCGACCCAAUGCCACUUUCUGUGAAGACACAUGGUGAUAAAAAAACCGGGACUCGCUAUCCUGCAAAGGCUGCCAUGUUCAUGGCUGCAAAGCAGGCCGAUCAGUCCGCCCACUCGGUGAAGAGAACUUUUGAUCGCAAGUUCACCAGGUUCAACGACCCAAUUCUACCAUUCAAAUCCCACGAAAGGACCAUGGAAAUCAUCUCAAAUCUCUAUACCGUUGUCACUCACGGUUGUGGACAAUUCGUUGAUCGGGAAUCAAAGAAGCUCAUCUGCACCUUUUCUUAUGAGGACUUGGAAUCUAUUACAUCUGAGGAACGUGAUGAACACCAAAAGGACGUAAAUACCAUAUUAAUGGCUACAAAGUUAUUCAGAAGGUUACCACUUCCUCCUAAAGAAACUAUCCUAAAUGCACCGGCUAUAUCGACUGCUCCUACAUCAUCUUCCAGGAUUAAAGUACCCUUUGCUGACGUAACGCAAGCUCUCAUGGACGAAACCCUGCCCCGGUGCCUAACUCCUUAUGAAAAUCAAACACCAUCCCCUCUUACUUCAUUGGCCUCUUCACCCCUAAGUUCUCUCCCACCUUUGGAAUGCGGGGAUACCGAAAUGAUUGAUGUUAUGGUUAAUGCCCCUUCCAAGGCCUCACCUGCUGAUCAUAUUCAUUCAUCACCACUCUCCUCAGUCGAUUCAUCGCCUCUAUCUUCACUCCCACCUUCGGAUUCCGAGGACACUGACAUGGAGGAUAUCGAGGAAUCCGUUAGGGAUCAUGCUGAAGACCCUACUACACAUUUAGAUCAGAGUUUGACCGCGGUGAAGCCCAAGAAAGCCAGGACAACGAAUGGAGCCCUUAUAGCGGGGAAGAUGUAUUGCUUUGGCCAAACUGUAGGCUAUUCGAGUGAUAUUCUAACUUCGCUCUAUAUCCCCUUCAAAGGGGCUUCGAAAUCACUAUACCGCCGUUUCCUCGAUAAUCUACCCGGCUUCGGCAGACGCGUGGGCGCACGAUUCCGAAGCUUCUGCGACCAAGGUUUCCAAAUUGCGCAUGAAGAGCUUAUUAAAUUAAAAGCACCCUCCAUGUCUUCUACUUCCAAGUUCCAUCCUUCAGGCCCACUGGACUUUGCAGCCAACUUCGCCUUUACGCUGGGCGGUUUCUACAAUAAGCCGCAUACUGACAACAAUAAGGGCAAGGUGUACUGUUUGUGGUAUCCUAUUGAUAGUGAGAGCGGCAAGAUCAUGACUCAAUGUGAAGGUUAUGAUCUUGGCAAUGGCUGGUUUGUGUUUCCUGAAUAUAGAUUUGCUUUCAACUUUGGCACAAAAUACGCCGUUCAAAUAGCAUGGAAUAGCAAGACCACUUUCCAUCACACGCUGCCCUCCCUGGAAAAGGAUGAUAUCAAUAAUGCUGGUCACAAAGUUCAUUACACGCGACUCGGUUGUUCAUCUCAGAUUACGCAAAAGAUGGCCCGCGCUUGCGCAAAGGCCGGAACUAAAGAACAAUUCAACCACAAGUCAAAUUGUGAGAGACACAUUAGGGAUGCUGAAGACAUCCUGAAGCUUAAAGAUAGGAACUGGAAAGUGUAG
Messenger RNA from Melampsora larici-populina 98AG31, 1938 nucleotides. RefSeq lists its product as uncharacterized. Lineage: Eukaryota; Fungi; Basidiomycota; Pucciniomycetes; Pucciniales; Melampsoraceae. Bases 1 to 1938 code for a protein of 645 amino acids. The record is from RefSeq and is a predicted model, not a curated record. The transcript has 5 exons.